CCCGCAUUCUCCAAAAUCACCCACAUCAAAAAUUCUUGUUACUUCUGACUUUCGAGAGUAAUUCUGUAGAUCGACGUAACACUAUGGCAAACACCAAUCCCUUUUCAAUGUCGACAAUAUUCAAUGCUUUACACGAACUCCGUUUUGGCCCCGAAAGAGAAAUCAUGAAUGAGGAGCCUCCGGCGAUUCCUCCUCCUCCUUCACGAGGCGGCGAUUCCUUAUUCCACUGCGGUGAUCCGGAGUUGGAUUUGCACUGGCUAUUCAACUUUAUGACUAGCAGCGAAGAUGUGCCUCGCUUUAAAGAAGUGAUCUCAGUGUUAGACGUGAGAACGCUUAUGUGGAUGGCGUCUUCUUUGACGUCUGACUGCCGUUACUUCAUGGUCAUCGCAAGAAAUCAGUACGGCUCCAAAAGCAUACAGAGACUCAUGGGGAUGUCAGAUGACGUGGACGUCUUCUUCUUCGCGGCUAUCAUGCGCCUCUUCCUAGAUGUGAUGACCGAUAAGUACGCGUCCUACGUGGCGAUAAAGGGAAUGAGAGUUUUCCAACAGGACAAGAGAGAGUUGAUGUAUGAGCACAUUCUCCGAUACGCGCUUUACUUGGCGCGUGACAAACACGGUUACAUCGCCCUCAACGAAAUCAUAACCGACUUGGACGAUCCUUACUACAGAAACCAGCUCCUGGACAUAGUCGCGAACAACGCUCUUUUGCUAAGCAACGAUGCUUAUGGGAACUUUGUGGUCCAACAUGUGCUUAAACUACGUGACUACCGCUGCACGCGUAACAUCGCUGAUAAUCUAUGUGGCCACUGCGUCGAACUCUCGUUUAAAAAGUAUGGAAGCUACAUCGUGGAGCGGCUUUUGGAGGUGGGGGACUCAGUAAUGGAACUAGUGGUUAUGGAUCUUUUGGCGUGCAAGAGAGAGAUGUUGAUGAAGUUGGCGAGGAGUGAGUACGGGAAUUUCGUGGUGUGCAACGCACUGGAAUUAACGGAGGAAAUUCUUACGGCUGAUCUGUUUUAUGAUUUGGUGAGAAAGCUCAAGCCUUAUCGCCAUCUCUUGCGUAGGUCUCCUGGAAGCAAGAUUGCAGCCAUCUUGGACUCAAUGCCUACGUCCCAAACUAGUUAAUGCUAGUUAUGUUUUGAGUGUUCAAUUCUAGUAGAAGAAUGAUAGGUUAUGGAUUCUCAUUACCUUCAUAAAGAAGAAGGAAGAAGCUGGUGUUGACCAAGUGUCGAAGACAAGGAAGAAGACUCUAUGAGAGAGGGGUUUAGCUACUAUCUUUACUUUAGAACUAUAUCGUUUUAGGCUUGUUGGUGUAUUUAAGCACUGAUUCCGCAUUAUUAGGGCUUUAUCUUAUGAAUGAUCAAUUAUCUUAUCAAAUGAAUUCUCUUUUUAUCU
Arabidopsis arenosa is the source of this 1391-nucleotide messenger RNA. NCBI's taxonomy places the organism in Eukaryota, Viridiplantae, Streptophyta, Magnoliopsida, Brassicales, Brassicaceae. The record is from the annotation of a GenBank genome assembly.